AUGCUGAAGGCCAAGUAUGUGUGUAUAGAUUUCCUUUCUGAAAUGAAGAAUCAGAGCAGACACUACCGACUACACCACCAGGCCCAAAAUAACUUGAUAGUGGAUGGUAAGCAGUUCCACAUUAGGAAUUCAAGAAACAACAGAACUAACCAACCGUUUUUAACUGUAAAACAAAAUACAAGGGAGAGCAGCCGUUCAUCCUCUGCUGGAAAUUCACCGGAGACGAAGGUGGGUUCGCAUCAGGCAUCACCGCUGAUUGAUGCUGUCUCCAUACCAGAUACCACUGUUCUCCACGAUGCGCCAUCGGCAUUAGUUGAUACCAGAGAGGGUGAUUACCCUCCGGUACGCAACUAUGAGGAUGUGAAAUAUGUAUGUUAUUUGGAGUCCAUAAAGUUAUGGGCAAUUGCAGGACCUAUAGCCUUUAACAUCCUCUGCAACUAUGGCGUUAACUCUUUUACAAAUAUAUUUGUUGGUCACAUUGGGAAUUUAGAGCUCUCAGCAGUUGCCAUUUCACUGUCUGUCAUCGCAAACUUCUCUUUCGGAUUCUUGCUUGGCAUGGGAAGUGCCCUUGAGACACUGUGUGGACAGGCAUUCGGGGCCGGACAAGUAGAUAUGCUUGGUGUAUAUAUGCAACGCUCCUGGAUAAUCCUAACUGGUACCUGCAUUGUUCUAUUGCCACUUUACAUAAACGCGACGGAAAUUCUAAAGCUACUUGGACAAGAAGAGGAUAUUGCUGACAUUGCUGGAAAAUUUACGAUCCAAGUUAUUCCACAAAUGUUUUCGCUGGCCGUCAAUUUCCCAACCCAAAAGUUUUUGCAGGCACAAAGCAGAGUUGCAUUUCUCGCAUGGAUUGGUUUCGCAACUCUAAUCGUGCAUAUAAUAAUGCUUUCUAUCUUCCUGAAUGUGUUCAAAUGGGGCUUAACUGGUGCUGCGUGGGCAUACAAUAUCUCCGCUUGGGGGAUUGCUUUAGCUCAAGUUGUUUAUAUUGUUGGUUGGUGCAAAGAGGGGUGGAAAGGAUUGUCUUGGCUAGCUUUUAAGGAUCUUUGGGGAUUUUUAAAACUGUCAAUCGCUUCGGCUGUGAUGAUGUGCCUAGAGAUUUGGUAUUUUAUGACCAUUAUUGUUCUCACUGGACACCUUGAAGAUCCUAUAAUUGCAGUUGGGUCUCUUUCUAUCUGCAUGAACAUCAAUGGCUGGGAAGGCAUGCUGUUCAUUGGAAUCAAUGCAGCAAUAAGUGUCCGAGUCUCGAAUGAGCUUGGAUCAGCACACCCAAGAGCUGCAAAAUACUGUGUCAUUGUCACAGUUCUUGAGUCUCUCCUUAUCGGAAUCUUUUGUGCAACACUUAUCCUGGCAACUAAGGACCAUUUUGCUGCCAUAUUUACAGAGAGUGUAGAAUUGCAGAAAGCCGUAUCUAAAUUAGCUUUCCUUCUCGGUAUAACCAUGUUGCUAAAUAGUGUUCAGCCUGUGAUAUCAGGUGUUGCUGUAGGAGGAGGAUGGCAAGCCUUGGUGGCUUACAUUAACUUGUUUUGUUAUUACAUCGUCGGCCUUCCAUUAGGGUUCAUACUCGGUUAUAAAACAUCGUUAAAAGUCGAGGGUAUAUGGAUUGGCAUGAUCUUUGGAACUCUUCUGCAGACAAUAAUUCUCUUGGUUAUCAUUUACAAAACCAACUGGAACAAGGAGGUUGAUGAGGCAAAUGAGAGGAUGCGUAAAUGGGGCGCGUCGCUCGAACCAGAGAAAACAUAGUGACAACUUCCUUUUUUGCACUGAAAUGCCAUGGAAAUACAUUUUCUAGUCACUAAAAUGUUCCAGGCGGGCUAGUAUUUUGUUCUUAUACCCUUUUUGUUUACCCUUUAUUGGUUUGGUUCUGUAAAUCAAAGAUAUAGAGUGUAAUCAUUUAGCUCUAUAACAUUGCAAUUGCAAAGCAUGUAU
Molecule: messenger RNA, 1926 nt
Organism: Tripterygium wilfordii
Lineage: Eukaryota; Viridiplantae; Streptophyta; Magnoliopsida; Celastrales; Celastraceae
Product: protein DETOXIFICATION 34
Exons: 9
Coding region: 1-1740 (579 amino acids)
Biological process (GO): xenobiotic detoxification by transmembrane export across the plasma membrane
Cellular component (GO): membrane
Molecular function (GO): xenobiotic transmembrane transporter activity; antiporter activity
Source: RefSeq, a predicted model, not a curated record